Messenger RNA from Suillus fuscotomentosus, 4088 nucleotides. RefSeq lists its product as uncharacterized. NCBI's taxonomy places the organism in Eukaryota, Fungi, Basidiomycota, Agaricomycetes, Boletales, Suillaceae. The transcript has 15 exons. Gene Ontology annotation, cellular component: nuclear pore transmembrane ring. Gene Ontology annotation, molecular function: structural constituent of nuclear pore. Gene Ontology annotation, biological process: nuclear pore organization; protein import into nucleus. Bases 105 to 3887 code for a protein of 1260 amino acids. The record is from RefSeq and is a predicted model, not a curated record.
CAGACUGUUAGGUUCGUGCCACUGACCCGUACUGACUGCAGUUUCUUAGGACUUAGUAUUGGAGCUGGUUUAUCUGACCACAAUACAAUAAGCUAGCGUUUUAUAUGCCUGGCGAAUCAACGUCGCCUCCAGGCGAACAGCCACUCAUACCAGAGCGGCUCCUCGACGUACCCUCUCAACGUCUAUAUUACUUGAGUUUGGGCUUGCUGCUGCAGGCCAUCAAGGUGUUCGACGUCCUCCAAAAUAUCUUCGCGUCUGAUGCAACGACGUACUACGGCAGAAAAUGGCUUAUAGUUGAUUUUGCAUACAUCGCAACUCUCUCUCAGCUCCGAAUACCACGUUUGAAGUACAGCAGGGCUGUCGUCUUGCUCCAAAUUCUGUCCAUAUGGUUCCUCGAUGGCAUGUUGUUCGGAGGAAUCAGCUUAAAUCUUGGGUUAGUGGGAUCAUCCGAAAUAAGUAGUGUACCUUCGGGAAUUCCAAAUCGACCAGACAUUCCUUCUACUCCGGAACCGUUCCGUCUCUCUGAUAUCUUUGCUCCACUAACGUUCGGUCUCUUUUCAUUCGACACAAAUUCCAAAGAUGCUCGCCUGCUUGGCCAACAUACGGUCCGCAUGUCUCCUAUCAGCACUGCUCAUUUCAAUCCACACUUCCAAACUUUCUGCCUCCCACCUGUCUCGCCUGCACACGUGCUCGUCCCAAUCCUUGUGAACAACACGAUACCGACUAAUGUGCGUUAUUCUUUUAUCCCACUUGGCUCGGGGCGCGUGGAGUACCUUGAAUUGGGGACGAAGGAGUUAAAAGCAAUCGAGCAAGCUAGAGUAGAGGGACUGCAGGUUGUGCGAAGCAAGGAUGUGAGCGAGUACGAUGAUGAGGAUGAUGAAGAAACCGAUGCCGGCGCCCGCCUUCAAAAGACACAAGGCUUGGUGCAUCUUCGUUUUUCCAAGCCAGGGACCAUAAGGCUUGACCGGGUGCUUGACAGUUCAAAUGUUGCGGCACGUCUUGUUCACCCGGUCGAAGUGACCGUUGUACCUUGUCCGACUGCCCAGUACACUGAUGAUAUUGUGCAAGAUUUUCACUGCGCAGGCGAAACAUCUGGUGUGGACCUUACCAUCGAUAUACGAGGCGUUCCUCCGUUGAGCCUACAGUGGUCAAAGGAUGUCAACGGGAAGAAAGAAUAUUUCCUUGUUGAAGGCAUCGAAGACAGCGGUCACUCGCAUACCGCACAAGAGGUUGCUCGCGCUCGUAUACCUCAGAAACUCAAAGUUCCGUUGUCUUUGUCAUUGGAUGCUCUCGGCAAGCACACGUAUAACCUGGAGAGUGUGAUCGAUGGUAUGGGAAACGUCGUGCAACUCAACGAUGAGUAUCGUGACGCGAAAAUAACACGAUCCCUCUCUGUUCUGCGCCGUCCGAGCGUGUCGUUCAAAGCAUGUGGUCCAGGACAUCCGACUUCACUCCUGAUUGGCUCAGAGGCACCAGUGGCAUUAACGGUAUCCAACGCAGACCCCGUGGAUGGGCCAUGGGACAUCGAUGUGAGGUUCGAGCCCGCUAGUGGGGAUGGAAAGCGCAUAAAACCAUGGGACAAGAUAAUACAGACACAGGAAAACGAUAAUGACGUCGUGCUAAAGGCAGGCGUCCCAGGGGAGUAUGUUGUCACUGGCAUCAGAGGCAAGUAUUGCGAUGGCGAUGUGCUUGCUCCUGAAACCUGCAAGGUCGUUGAGAAGGCGAUGCCCACUGCAGAAAUCGAGUGGAAGAGGAUUCAUGAAUGUUCUGGCGACACAGGUGUUUCUGCAUCCCUUGUCAUGCACGGCACACCUCCAUUCCAGGUCUACUACCGCACACAACGUGAUGCAGAGCCCCCACGUGAUCUUUUCAAGACAUUCACGUCAUCGCGUGGCGAGCUCACUCUACAGCCGGAAAACAGCGGUCACUACUAUUACACCUUUGUACAGCUCAGUGACGCCUACUACAAAAAAGUCGCGCUUGAUGGCCCGAGCAUUGAUCAAAUCGUACAUCCUUUAGCAGCAGCAGACUUUGUUGGCGGUCGCGGAAAGAGGGUCAUGAGCAGUUGUGAGGGUGUGACAGUGGGCAUUGAGGUCGAUUUAAGGGGCACACCUCCUUGGAACUUGGAGUUGCAGGUUGUAGGUCCACGUAGUACAGAUGCACUGACAAUAACCGACAUCAAAACGUCGCCCACGAGGAUAUUAGUGCCCAUACCCAGCGUUAUUGACAAGGAAGGUGGAACAUUCGACGUUGAAUUAGUGAGCGUCGUGGAUAGCUACGGAUGCAGACGAUCGAUAUCAGUUCCUGGCGUCUCUGUGAAUGUCAGGAGAGUGAAGCCAACCGUCAAGUUCUACGGCAAGCAUGGCCAACGGGAGAUCACUAUUCUAGAAGAUGAUGGUGCUGAUCUGCCACUUCGGCUGACAGGCGACGGGCCGUGGAAAGUCAAAUACCGUCACAUGAGCAAUCCAGAUCGGCUGUUCACUGCUGCGCUCAAGUCGCCUAAUGAUUAUAUCCAUGUCACACAAAAGGGUGUCUACGAGAUUCUCGAGGUUACAGAUUCCCAAUGCCCUGGAUCCGUGAUCGAAAGUGAGAACACUUAUACCGUUGACUGGGUGCCACGACCAUCUGCUCGACUGGAUCCUGCAACCGUUUGCACCUUUGAACCGUAUAAUAGAUCACACAUCCUUCCUCCGAUUUGCAAAGGCCAGGAUGCCCAUGUCGAUCUCGAGCUCACGGGUCGACCUCCCUUCCAGAUUAUGUACAACAUUGCGCGCAACGACGAAGCAGGGGGUACAAUAGUCCUCGACCAACCAACGUUCAGCAGCAUCCAGCCUCACACGCGUUUCCAGCUACACACGUCUAUCAUCGGGCGCAAGUAUUAUGAAGUCAAGCAAAUCGGGGAUAGUGCAUAUCCUCUUGCAAAGCACAAGAACGCUGUCAUCCCUCGUUCAGACCGUCUUCUUUUCGAGCAAGAGGUCAUGGCAAGGUCGUCAGCGAAGUUCAAGAACGACAACAGAAUUCUUUUCUGCCUGAAUGAUGCACUUACCUCUCGUGAAGCUAUCUCAAAUGAUGGUGGUGUUAUUCAGCUAGACGGGACUCCGCCUUUCCAGCUUGCGCUGUCCAUCAGGAACCUUGCCGCGAGCCAAGUGCACAAGGAAACAAUUGAAGUGCAUGAUAGGACCUGGAUACUUGAUCUUCCUUCUUAUCACUUCACAUCCAUUGGCCCACAUCAAAUCACGAUUGAGUCCGUCCAGGACUCGUCGCACUGCGAACAGAAAGAGCUUCAUCCCUUGCAUCGCUCUAUAUGGGUUGACGUUGCAGAAUCCGCUGCGAUCACCCCCGUCGACAAGAGAGUAGAUUUCUGCGUCGGUGAUGUGGCUCAGUUCCAGCUCGAAGGCACUCCGCCUUGGUCUAUCGGUUACCGCAUCAACGGCAAGUCUUACACCCAAGAAGCCAAGAAGUCCCCAUUUUCCCUCAUGCAUCAACAAGCGGGGGAAUUUACAGUCACAUCCGUGUCGCAGCAGCAGAAGCUAUGCAAAGCUACAGUCACUGACUUACAGUUUAGCGUCCAUCCUCUCCCAGCUGCCCAGGUUGGUCACGGAAAACGGAUAUUCCAGGACAUUCAUGAAGGUGACCAAGCAGAAAUAGUCUUCACGCUGAUAGGAGAACCACCAUUCACGUUCACUUAUCAACGAGCCGAGCCAAUUCCCAAGAAAGGAGGCAAGCCAGGAAAAGUCCUGGAGACCCAUACCGUGUCGGGUGUCACCACGCACGAAUACUCUAUAUUCUCCGCACUUGAAGGGACAUGGACAGUAACAUCCAUCUCUGAUCGAUACUGCCGAUACCCUACACAGUCAGAUGGUGUAGUAGAGAAGAUACGACACUAGGCUUUGAGAUACGAAUGCCAUCUGAUUUUAGUAUAUCUCAUGCCAGUAGCCACUGUAGCUUUAGACUAAUGACAUACGCACCACUAUUUUUCUUGACAGGUCAGGAGCAUUCCCUGCCUCAAUGCUCGUAUACGCUCAUCCGAGUCGUGACACGAUGAGCGCGAUAUCAGUGAGCUGGCUCGCAUUGUGUUUCUGCAUCUU